This is a messenger RNA of Tupaia belangeri chinensis (Chinese tree shrew), 831 nucleotides long. RefSeq names its product chromosome unknown C12orf54 homolog (gene LYLDT1). The record is from RefSeq and is a predicted model, not a curated record. NCBI's taxonomy places the organism in Eukaryota, Metazoa, Chordata, Mammalia, Scandentia, Tupaiidae. The transcript is spliced from 9 exons. Bases 154 to 537 code for a protein of 127 amino acids.
AGGGAAAGACUGAUAUUAUGAGUAGGUGACCCCUGUGAGAAGAGGUGAAAGCAUAGGGGUUGGGGUGGGGCAAAGCCUGAUUUGGGGAGCCCAACUGGGGCCUGGAGCUAUCUCCAUCUUCAGCUCCUGACUCUGGUUUUUGUCCGAGAACAAAUGGCACAGCAUGCCUUCCACGAUCAAGAACAAAAGGCAAGAAUGAACUCUGGACCACAGAGAAGCACGUCCUUAGAAAGGACUAUGGGACCACAGGGAAGACAGGUAACGAUCACUGAAACCCUGUGGGACCAGGUGCUGACAGCUUUUAAGGAUAUACAAAAGGAGCUGCAGGAAGAUGCUCGGAUUCGAGGGAUGAGCAAUUGCUCUGCGACACCCAUGUCAUCUGCACCCAGGACAGGAAGCACCAGACCUCCAGAUUUCUACACAACCCCAAAGUUGAGAAGAUCACAGUUCGGCACUGAAGAUCAGCCAUCAGGAGCCCAUGCCCGUAAACAGAGGAUGCAGCUGUCUAGUCAAUCAGCUAGCUACCGUGGACCCUAACUCUAUAAUCAAAGAAAAAGGACUCCUCUGCCUUUCCCCAACCUCCACCCUGACCACCUGCCAUAGUGAGAAACCUUGGCCUUGGCACAGCUUCAGUUGCCUCAAAAAGAGAAGACUGUAGGCAGACAUCAUCACUGAAUCCAGGAGAGGGAGCAGUGCCUACGGAGGAAGAUGCCGGCAUCUAUGGCUACAACUGAGAACUUGGAAAUCAAGUGAGUCCCAAGCACAUCACAAUUGCCAAGGCAAGGAAACCAGCAAACAAACAACUGAUAAAAUAAAUAUGACACAAAAGAC